GUGGACGUGCACGGACGCGUACGCUGGCGCAUCGCAUCACUAGAUUCCGUUCGGUUACGUUCCGGCGUGUUUUUUCUGUUUGUCGCGUUGUUAUUAACUUUUGUAUUUUACUACCACUACGGAACAUUGUAUAAUUUCUGUUUCUGUUCUCCGUCGCUUACCCUCCGCCUUUUCGCCUUUUUUGCCACCUGUACAAGUGUGCGCUGGAAAAAGAUAGUUCGGGAAAUGGAGCGUUUUUAAUGCCGGCUUUAAAGUGUGCGUUUUGCUGACGUUCUCAACUGUCAUAUCUAUUUCGUGCUAACAGUUAAAAGAAAUAGUAAUAAUAAAAGUGGAAAGAGCAAAGCAAGCGUGCAAGCAAAAAUACAAAUUUGGUUAUUAUCAGUUGAUAUCGCGCAUACGACGUGCGCUAACUCGAAGGUGAAAUGCCAAACUUGUGCCCCCUAUCCAUAUAUAUAUUUUCUCUCUGUGUAUGUUUGAGUGCGUAGUCAAAUAAUAAGUGAAGUACAGAAACAACAAUGAGCCACAACAGUUACUAUUAAAUUAUAUUGCAAGUUACAAGCUGAGGGAGAAUAAAAAACAAAAAACACAAAAUAAUCAAGCGAAACAAGGCGAAAAAAUACACAACAAAAACAAACAAUAACAGCUCCAAAGCCAGCGAGAAGAACAUUUAAGUGAGCAGUGGCUGCGCCGUCGACGUCAACUUCGGCAGAGGGUGCAACAGCAGCAACAACAAAAACAGCAGCGAAAAUAUCAACAAAAUGCCGAAAAACUGUUGAGCGUUCUUUUGUUCCAAUUGUCCAGUUUUCCACUUGUCCAUUUCUCCGUAGUGUAAGCUAUGUGGCUUCCAGCGGACAGUAGUUGUCCUUACGGAUGGAACUGCCCCUGGUCCUCCCAGGUGGUUGUGAAUGGACUGUGGAUGGAACUUCCACCGGGGUACUACGGCAGUGCCAGAGGAAAGACGGCCAAAAAGAUGCAAGCGGUCAUGGACACAGCUGCCAUGGCCAUCGCCGUGGGCUCCUCCGGUUCUGGUUCCGUGCCCGGGUUGAGUUCCGGCUCCAGUUCUGGACCGGGCAGCAGUAGCAGCGGGAGCAGUAGCAGCGGCUACGGAAGCGCCACUACCACGCCCACCGGCGGCAGCCAUUACGACAACUCGCCCACCUCCGUGCCCAUGGCCACAAUUGCGACGGUGGCUCCGUUUUACAGCGAGGCUCUGACAUCGUUGGAUGCCCAGCAGCGACAACAACAGCAGCAGCAAAAUCCGGGACACUAUUAUCACCAGAACUUUGGUUACGGAAAUUCCCUGCCCCUGGAACCUGCCUACAAUUACAGUGGAGCUCCGUACAACACCUACAGCACGCCAGCAGUGGGGCAACAACUGUCCGGCUCCAGUUAUCCCGUAAGCGGAACCCGGUACGAAAAGCUGACGCCUAGUUCGGGGGUAAAAUAUGGAGGAAAUCCAAUUGGAGGAAGUACGGGUAUAAAGCCGCAGGCCACGGCCACUCCCUUUUACGCUCAGCCGCUAUCCGGUGGAGCGGCGGGAUCUGGUGGUUAUAUAGCCCAAUCGAAUGCCAUGUACGAUCCGUAUAAGUACAAGAUGCCCUCCGCCCAAACUGCGUCGCAAUCGAUGUUGCCGAGCAAUAUGGCCGGUAGUGUGAUUCCCGGUCCAUCGGCGAGUCAGUUGUACGGUCAAGGCCUAGCCCUAAAUCCUACCGUCCAGAAACAGUCACAGAUGCCUCAACAGACGCAGCUAACCCAACUGGAGCCGAACUAUGCGGCCAUUAAGCCGAGCAGGACCUAUCAGGGAAUGUCCACAGCUGCGGCUUACGGCGGGUCCGGUGGAAACUCUGGUGGAGUGGUUAAUUACGAUAAGUACGGAAUGGCCAUGACCAUGUACUCACCAAAUGGCGGUCUGCCCAUGUACAGCCAACCGGAAUUGGGACCCGACUCCGGCGGACUACAAACUUACCGCAAAUCCUCGAAUAACUGUCAUUGGGGAGUCGACUAUAAUUCGCCCAACUAUAGAUCUCUACCAUCGGCGACGGUGUCCAACAGCUCGUACCAUCAUCCCCACCCGGCUCCCGGACCUGGACCUGGACCCGGACCUGCAACCAUUAACAGCGAAUUGUAUUACGGCUCAACGAAGUACGACAAAUAUGGAAAUACGGGUGUUUCACCCUAUGUCAACAAUCCGUAUGCGGGUCCAUCGAUUACGCAAUCCUAUGCCGGACGAAACUUGUGGUCCGGUACGGAGAAUGCGUCGGCAAGUUCCCGCCAGAAUUGCUGCUCUCAGGGAUACGCCCUAAACCAACCGAGCUGCUACUACCCGAGGAGUAACGGAUAUGGAUCGAUAUCUGGACCAUAUGGAACAGCUGGAAAUGCUCCGCAAUCGCAGCCUCAAUAUCUAGGCUCUGGAUCAUCCGCCUCUACCAUGAAGCUCAAGCAUCCGACUGAUAUGUACGCGGGCCAUGGGCCCUAUGAAGCAACGCCGAGUCAACCGAGCUAUGGGUACAACCCACAGGGGCUGUCAGGAUCAACCUCAUCGAAUAGCAUGAACAGCCAAAGAUAUGCGGCACCCUUGAGCCUGGGAAUGGGUGCAAUGGGAGGUAUGGGAAUGGGUAUCGGAAUGAGCAUGGGCAUGGGUAUGGAUCCCGGAAGCGGAGGCUACUACAAUGAUCUUAGUCUGAACAGCUUGGACAGCUAUGUGACUCCGUCAAUGCCUCAGCAGUCGCUGCGAACCCAACCCUAUCAGGAUUAUCGCAAGAGAUCUGGAAUGGUUGGUUCCUCCUCGGCAAAUUGUUACCUGGGACAAGCUGGAAGUGGAGGAGGUGGACCCCUCAGUAACCUGGAAGCCCAAGUGGAAAACUAUGUGGGCUUUAAUCUCCAUGCAUCUGCGCCUUCCAAUAUGAACUACGCAGUGCAGUCAGCGAAAGCUACCCAGAACUACAACAUCCGGGACUUUCUUUCGACUUGGAAGGUCGAUGACGAGGAUGACACAAGUGCUGUUCUUGAGAUAGAUCCUCCGGCUGUGGCCAUAGUUGCUCCUGUGCCCAGUACCCAGAACUUUAUGUACGAAUCUCUGCCACCAACUGGACCACAAGCCACAGCUGUCGUGGACCAUCAUGGUAUUAAUUUACCGGACAUAAUAAUAGAUAUUGAAAAGGCCAAUGGAAAUGGCAAUGCUCCUGUGGACGAUUCUUUCGGCAGUUUCGAUGUGGAGAAGGAGUUGGAUGAACUGCGUCUGAAGACGUGUGCGUCUGAUCAGCAACCCGUUAACGAAAGCGACGCUCUUGCGGAGAUCCUUCGACAGCCUGUAUCUGCUUCAUUGAUUUCGGAUCAACCCCCAGCCCUUCCUUUGUCCAGCCCCAAUCUCAAAAGCAAUGAAGUUUUUGGCAGUGUAUCCCAACCUCUCGCCCCCAUGGACUUUGACCAGAACAACAGCUCGAACUCAAAUGAAUCCACCUUUGCCAAGGAGUACGAGACCUUCAUUCACAAGAACGAGGGUUCCGAGAAUGAGAUAAAAGAGGCGUCUGUCCGGAUUAAAGGUGAAUAUAAAGAGAAUCCAAAGCGAUUUAAGUUCUACAAGAGAAAGCGAAGAACCACAGAGCCCGAGGAAAGUCAGGAUCAAAAGGAUAUAGAAGAUCGGAUGGUAGAUGAUAACCAAAGUCCCAAUGCAAUCUCUCUUUCGCCAAAGGCUUCGGCCAGAGCCAGUAAAAAGCUGCUUGCCAAGAAGCGCCGAAACCGCAUCAAGAUGCUAAAGAUCCUGGAAUUCGAGAGUCCAAAAAUCAAGUAUCGGCAUUACUUCAGGGUACUUAAAGUUUUGCGAAAGAAAGCCGCUUUCAGUAGAACCAGAAAACUCCGAGCAGUGCUGAUGAAGAAACAGUUGAGCAGAUUGAAGGAGAACCGUCUACCCUUGAUCAAGAGGCUGAUCAAGAAAUACACUGCUCCUCCAGAGCUGCGUAAUCCUCUAAGUCUCAAGGGCUUGAGCGUAUCGGCUUUGAAUUCCUUCGAAUUCAGGAGCAGUUUGUUGAGUGGAACGAAUCGGGAGACAGUGAUCAAGAGUGGUUACAGCUACAAGGAUAAGACUGAAGAAGUUCCUGGAGAGGUAAACCUGGAGGAACAGAGCUUGGAUACAAAAUCGCUGGAGCUGCAGUCGAAUUUCAAGGGAUUCGAUGACAUAGAAAACACAAAUAUGUCUCCAAAAAUAAAAUUGAGAGUGGAGCCAGAUGACGAAGAGGACACAAAGAGCCCCCUCAAAAAGUCAGAGGAUGAUGUUGUCCAAAAUAAGGAGAAGCAAAUACAAGCCUGGCUGAACAGUAGUGUGGCACCCAUCCCAGAAGCAGAAACAUCGAAACAAGUCACUUGUAUCACUGUAACAUCAUCCUCGUCAUCUUCGUCCAGUUCGAGUUCCAGUAGUUCCAGUUCGGACGAUGACUCAACUAGUACGAGCAGCCAGGAACAAGAUGCUUCGUCCAGUAGCAGCAGUUCAAGUAGCACCAGCUCCCAAAGUUCAACGGCAGGAGAAGAAAGUGACUUCAACGAGCUGGCAGCCCUGGAAAAAGAACUAUCUCUACCACAAGCCGACGAACCCAAGAGGCAACUCUCUCACCUGGAAAUAGUUGUCAAAAGGGAGGCCCCUGAGGAGUCACCACAAGAAGGGGAAGUCUGCAACCAUGAUAUUGCCAAACUGAAACAGAUACUGGAAAGCGACGGCGAGCCAAAGCCAAGUGACCUUAGUAAGAUUGCCUUAAAUAGUUCCUUAAAAUCAAAAGAGUUAGUCGUAAGCGAGAAGGAGGAUGAAUCUCCUUUCGAUGAAUUGAAUUCUCCGGAUAAAAGUGACCCUGCUCCCCGAGAAUUAAGCGUUGAAGAGGCGCUGGCGGAGAUGCAUCAGUUUUCAGAUUUUGAGAGCAAGGAAGAUGAGGAGGAACCGAAUACCAAUGGGCAGGAUGUCCUACUCAUUGACCUGGCUGAGAUAUUUGAUAGCAGCAGUAAUCUAUAUGUGGUGCAGUGUGAUAUGAACGAGAACAUCCUGGGAGUGGUGGCCAAUGAUGAGGAAGUCGAGGGAGAACCCAGUCAGGCUAAUCUCGUUCAGGUGAGUCCCGAGGAGGAGGAGCAAGUCAACACCCUGCAGCUCAUCCAGCUGUUGGCUGAGCCCCAACCAGAAUUCGAUGCCACCCCAUUGAUACACCACGAGGAGAUAAUUCGCGAUGAGAAGCCCGAUCCGCACAAGGAUCGGCGAAUGUUGCUCAAAUAUCUGCAUGAAAAGUAUGUCCAAAGCGGAAUCAAUCGCUUCUUCCUUGCCCAUCAAAUCUUGCGGAAGUACAAGCGCCAAAGGGCAAAUAAGAAACGCCCUCGCAGGGUCAAAUAGGAUUUCAGCUUCUACCAAAGAUAUUUCUGGUCCUCGGAUAGGAUCAGGUGUGUUCGGCCUGCCAAACCUGACGGUCCAGAAAGGCGCGCCUAAUCGAAAACUAAGUAAAAAAUACACCACACACACCUAGAUACACCACAAAAAGAAAAGAUACGGAUGUAAAUGCAGCUACACUUUACCAGAAUCUCAAGACUUUUUAAUAUUUGGAUUUAUUUUAAGAAACGGAAUAUAGCUUAAUGAUGUGUAUGUAUAGUCGUUUUAGGGAAAUCAUAACUUUUAAACAUUUACGAUACUUAUUUUACACCUAAUCACAUAGAGUACCACAUUUAUAUAUAUGUAUAUAUAUAUAUAUAUAUAUAUAUGAGUAUAUAUUUUAGAUAUUUGUGCAAUAUUUACAUGGAAAAUGUCGUGUUUAUCUGGAAUGCGCGAAUUCGAAUCUCGAUGGGUUAACCAUGAGUAAGCAGCGUUAGACGUCGGGUUAACCGGGGGUCAGUCGAGGAGUUGUGGGGUUUCGGCCCGAGUCCCGUGCAAUUAACCAGAUAUAUACAUAUUUUAUCGGCUAAUGUAUCAGCGUUUUUGUCGCUCAGAAAGUCGGGCCAAUUUAAAAUGCUUUUCGCCAAAGGUCAUGCCCAGAUUGAGAUACAAUCGCAAUAAAACACCUAAAUCGAAAGAAUAAAUGCGAUUCCAGUUGCGUGUUAGCCUCGGCAUAAGUUUAGGGCCAAGAUCCCCGCCAACCCCUUGAAGCUUCUAUUUUUUAUUGCCACCAAAUGCAGCCUAGACCAAAAACUAAAAAAGAAACUAAAUAUACAUAUUUGUUGGAAUUGUUUGAUCUGUUAGUAGCCGAAGACUUUGUUUGUUUUUAGUACAAUUAUUGUUAGGUUCCUAGAGCAAUUUGUUGUUUGUUUUACGGUUACGGGGAGUACCAGAAUUGUUAAGCUUGGACCUAAUACAUUUGAAUAUGAAAACCAUAUUCCUAUAUCGACCAGGAAAUCGAAGUCGGAUUCGUUUCAUAAGGCCCAUUCCAAAUUGAUGGCUUGUACAGUCUGCGACUUUAGGGCAUAACCGAUUCGGGCCACAAAUCAAAUUUGGUAUGGGGACCUUAAAGAAUUAUCAACGCUCGACUUUUGGAAAGUGCGGAUGAGGAAAACAAUUCAAGGGCAAUGCCAAUACCAACUAUGAAAUGGACUUAGGUGCUGGUCUAGUCUUAGAAUCCUAGCCAACUGCUACACUAACAUAAUGAUAUCUUAUCUUAUAAUCGAGACCACCUAGAUAUAUUUUUUCUCUUGUAACACAUUCCAAAGGACCAAACGUUUUGAAACUUAAAAAUAUCCUAUGUCUAGCUAAGCCUCUGAGUGUACGACCUUUCGUUUAGUAACUUGUUUAAACUAAGAAAUACGCUUAAUUUUAGUACAAAAGUUCAAGAGCUAGCCCACUAAAUGGAGUAACAACGUUAGCAGUAACAAUAAUAUUUAUUGCGCAAUAUGUACAUACCAUCCUUUGCCACUUCACACAUUCCACAACGGAUAUAUACCUACAUAUAUGUUUCUAGCUCUGUGCUUGCAAAUCGGAAUGUUUUCACUGUACUUUAGCGCUAAGAUUUGUGACUACAUUAAUGUGCGUGUCUUUGAGCAACCAAACAAAAGAAAUGAUAUACGAAAUUCAAAAAGAGAAAUAAAUGUUUUAUGUAAAUGUUA
Drosophila eugracilis is the source of this 7059-nucleotide messenger RNA. Its product is annotated as serine-rich adhesin for platelets. The coding region runs from base 836 to 5365 and encodes 1509 amino acids. The transcript has 3 exons. The record is from RefSeq and is a predicted model, not a curated record. NCBI's taxonomy places the organism in Eukaryota, Metazoa, Arthropoda, Insecta, Diptera, Drosophilidae.